Funneliformis mosseae is the source of this 135-nucleotide messenger RNA. The record is from the annotation of a GenBank genome assembly. Lineage: Eukaryota; Fungi; Glomeromycota; Glomeromycetes; Glomerales; Glomeraceae.
CCCAAUCGACUAAACGAGAAGAAACUAGAAAUUGGACAAGCAAGCAAACGAGAAAAUUCGGAUUUAAAAUAUGAUAAAUAUGAUUUCAUACCAAAAACUAUUGAUUGUAGAGUAUGGUGCUUUGAAAUAUGCUAA